Messenger RNA from Phialemonium atrogriseum, 1720 nucleotides. RefSeq lists its product as uncharacterized. The transcript has a single exon. NCBI's taxonomy places the organism in Eukaryota, Fungi, Ascomycota, Sordariomycetes, Cephalothecales, Cephalothecaceae. The record is from RefSeq and is a predicted model, not a curated record. Bases 309 to 1430 code for a protein of 373 amino acids.
UGAACAUUGGAUGCUUUAUAAUUCGUUUCUUGGUUCCUCUCUAGACCGAGUGGUAGAUACCUAGACGACAUGUGAAAGUUGCACCACACGGCUUAUCCGCCCACACACUGCCCCACCAAGGUCUUUCCCUGCACUUCCCUGCACUUUCCCUGGCAGCCUUUGCUUGGAGCAAUCUAGACCGCGAAAGUACCGACAAGUAGAUCACUCCCCGUCAUUUAGAUCAGACGGGCACCACGAACUGCGCAGUACGUUGUACACUGGAUAUAGUCUACUCAGUGUAGUAGUACAGCCCAGAUUGCACACCCACCAUGUCCAGCAACGGGGCCGAUUCCCCUCGGCCAUUGCCACCUCAUCGGCCAAGGCACCAGAUAACCCGCUCCAUUAGCGAACUAUCCUCACCAAUCCGGCUGCAUCGACACGAGCACUCCAGUCUUCUACGCAGGGAGCGCGAACGCGAAUGCGACGAUCGAAUCCUCACCCCGCACUCUACGUCGUCAACGUUACUUGCCAUGGAAUCGCGAGCCGGCUCCAAGUCCGAAGGCGUGACGCCCAACCUUAGUCCGAAUCCGAGCAGGAGGCCUAGUAUCCUAGCUGCCUCGGGCGAUGACUCUGGCCCCGUGGCUGGGCCUGGGUACACCGUUGCGCGGACACUGCCUAGGGAGGAACAACUUCGACAGCAGCGGCAGAAAGCAGCUGCGAGAGUAACGUUCGAGGCCCCUACCCUGAAUGAUUGGACGCAAGUUCGGAAACUAAAAAUGGUGCUCUACAGCGGUCUGAAAAGCUCCCUUGCCGACCUCAGUACCUUCUCCAACACCACCACUCGAAGACUCGAUGAUACGUAUUACUCCGUUCUCGAGAAGCUAGGCAUGUUGCAGAGCAUGGUCAUCGCCCUCAAGGAGCUCGCCAGCACGUCGCAGGAGACCAACGCCAACUUCAAGAAGGAGACGGAGGAGCUCGUCAGCGAGGUCUGCUCACAACUCGACUCGUUUGGCCAGUUCGAGGACCAGGAGGAGCGCAUCGAGUCGCUGAAGAGCCGCGUACACGCCGGGAGGGAGAAGAUCGAGGCCCUCAGUAACCGGGUCGACUCGGUGCGGGAGAGGAUCGAGGGCUGGGAGCGGGCCGAUGGGGAGUGGCAGGAGAGGACGAGGCGGCGGCUCAAGGCGAUCUGGGUCGUCACCUCGGCCAUCGCCUUCAUCCUGGUCCUCAUCCUCAUCAGCGCGCAGUACGUGCCGACGAGUAUCGAGGAAGCGACGGUCCGGGUCGCGAACGAGAGCCUGAAUUACAUCCGGCAUGCGAGUCCGGGCAACGGCACUCAGCACGGCACACCCGGAGGGGAUGGCCGAGAUUUGCUGGGUUCGCCGUCGAAAGGAGCAACGGAGGACCACUUGCUGCCUCCUGAUGACAGGCUGAGGAUCUUUGACGAGUUAUGAAGCGCUGCUGGCGACGCACAGUACUCGCACAAUAAGGCGUUGGAGUCUGAUUACACCUGUGUUCCGUGCAAGGCACUAUACUUUUUGAUACCCGAACAACAUGGCAGGCAUUUCCUACCCUUGGAGGGCCCGCAGGGCUGUCUCGCGCCUCGGUUGAUUGUUCUGCACCAACCUGCCUACCUAACCUAUCUAAUCCAUCCAUUGACCUUCUGUAGGGCCUGAUUGAAAGUUGGCAAUGCAGAGUUACCAUCCACAGUCAGCACUAAUGUGAGUCUUCAAGGAGAUUCUCA